Molecule: messenger RNA, 3375 nt
Organism: Dalotia coriaria
Lineage: Eukaryota; Metazoa; Arthropoda; Insecta; Coleoptera; Staphylinidae
Product: fibroblast growth factor receptor homolog 1-like
Exons: 10
Coding region: 366-2801 (811 amino acids)
Biological process (GO): positive regulation of kinase activity; fibroblast growth factor receptor signaling pathway; multicellular organism development
Cellular component (GO): plasma membrane; signaling receptor complex
Molecular function (GO): ATP binding; fibroblast growth factor receptor activity
Source: RefSeq, a predicted model, not a curated record
UCGGCGCACAGUCGCAUCGCACAACGUGCGCCCGCCCACUCGCCACUCGUCUGCGUUAACUUUCCGCGGCAAAGAUUCCCGCAUCUCGGACUUUUCAGCGUCGUCGUUUCAGCGACGCAGACGCCGCGACGUUUCAGUCCUCACGCGCACACCAAACGCGCCGGUCCUACUCACUCACGCCGAAGACAAUUCCAAACAGCUUCACCUCUCACGCGUGUGUACAAUUGUGACCCGCAUCACCGACAAAAUGUCUUUUAGUGAUGAUUUAGUGGCGAGACUUUGAUUUUGUGAACGGAUCUAACACAUUUUUGGCGAUUAUUUCAACCUGAUAUUCACGUACUGUAAACCGCAAAAAUUCAGUCACGAUGAAGAAUUUUAUUAUAAUUUUAUUCGUUUUACUCACGGGGACAUUUGCAAUCGACCCGGAUGAAGACGACAUCUCACCUGGACCAGCCCUGGCCAAACCAACGAAUUUAAUCGAUACGAAUGAUUACGAAUCAGUUGAUAAAAACACAUAUCCAAAGUUUACAAGAUUAAAUGUUAAGUAUUCAGGGAAUACAGCGAUUAUACGAUGCAAAGCAACUGGUAUCCCUACACCAAACAUAACCUGGUUUAAAAACAAUGAGUUACUCAAAGAUCCUUUGUUACGUUAUGGUAACUUUUCCAUCACCUUAGAAGAUUUGACCCCUUCUGAUCAAGGGAACUACACGUGUCAUGUCUGUAACAUAAUGGGUUGCAUAGAUCAUACACAUCCGAUUGAAGUAAUUGAUGGUACCCUUGACUAUGAACCCUCCACGAUGAUUCCCAAUGAAGAAGAAACCGAACUGGAAGUAGAGCAUGAAGAAACCCCAACAGCCAAGCCUAACCAAAACACACUACCAAAAUUCGUCCGGAAAAGCAUGCCGUUAUUCAAUGCCAAACCAGCUGGAAGUACCGCGACACUAAAAUGUAAAGCAACCGGAAAUCCAGCUCCAAACAUAACCUGGUCUAAAGAUAAUGAACUCCUGAAGGAUCGGGAACUUGGAAAGGUCCGCUACGGCAGCUUUUCCAUCGCUUUGGAAGACCUGGUAUCCUCUGAUCAAGGAAACUACACCUGUGAUGUCUGUAAUAUAGUUGGUUGUAUAAAUUUCACCACCCGGUUGGAAGUAGUCGAACGCAUCAAAUCACGACCAUUGAUAAAAGAGGGCUUUCCUGGUAAUCAGACCGUGCUGGUAGGGACCGAAGUCAACAUAUCCUGCUCGCAGGUCUUUGUUGACCUGCAACCAUACGUUGAGUGGAUGUACUCAAGGGUAUCCAUUCUAAACCAGCUCAAUGAUAUAUUGUUCAAAAACAUUACCGUGUUACAUAAUGUCUCGUAUUCCUAUAAGCAGCUCAAUUGGCAUGACGAAGUCUAUGUCAUACCCAAUGUAACCUAUGAAGAUGAAGGUUGGUACACUUGUUACGCAGCCAAUUCACUUGGUGCCAGUCUAGCGCAUGGGUACCUUCAAGUUGUUGAUGUUCUAGACACGCCAUAUCGCAAUGAAAAGAUUUUCUAUGUCAGUUUGACUGUGGGUACCAUCAUCUUCCUCGCAGCGCUGUUAAUCACCACUUACUGGUUCAAGAAGUACAAAAGUGAGAAGAUCAAGAAGCUGAUUGCGUUGGAAACAGCACGCGCAACAUUGGUGACCCAGUGGACAAAGCGGGUCACCGUCGAGAAGAAGUACGAUGCCGAUAAUGCUUCCGAGCCGCUGCUAAUGCCCAUUGUGAAAAUUGAGAAGCAAAAGUCACAGAACAACAACUCGGCGAAUGGCGAAGUAACAGAAUAUGAGCUCCCGAUGGAUUCCGACUGGGAGAUCAAUCGGGAACUAAUGGUCCUGGGUAAAAGUCUAGGCGAAGGAGCAUUUGGGAAAGUCGUACGUGCCGAAGGCGUUGGAUUAAUCAAAUCCGGACAAAUCGGUGUUGUAGCCGUCAAAAUGUUAAAAGAGGGCCAUACGGACAACGAAAUGAUGGAUCUGGUAUCGGAAAUGGAGAUGAUGAAAAUGAUUGGAAAGCAUAUUAACAUCAUCAAUCUACUCGGCUGCUGCACACAGAAUGGCCCACUGUACGUGGUGGUUGAGUACGCGCCACAUGGGAACCUGCGGGAUUUCCUGCGCCAACAACGGCCCUCUUCCGGUUAUGAACCUGCGUUUGGUAUUGUUGACAAGGACAAAAAGAAUCACCUCACACAGAAGGAUCUUGUCUCGUUUGCGUAUCAAGUUGCUAAGGGCAUGGAAUAUUUAGCAUCACGUCGUUGUAUUCAUCGUGACCUUGCUGCACGUAAUGUCCUCGUCAGUGAUGAUUAUAUCCUAAAAAUCGCUGAUUUUGGACUUGCUCGUGAUAUCCACUGCAAUGAUUACUACCGUAAGACGACUGAUGGCCGACUUCCGGUUAAGUGGAUGGCACCGGAAGCUUUGUUCCAUCGUGUGUACACUACACAAUCAGAUGUAUGGUCCUAUGGGAUUUUAUUAUGGGAAAUAAUGACUUUAGGAGGCACACCGUAUCCUUCGGUACCUAGCGUUGAGCGUCUUUUCCAACUGUUGCGUAGUGGUCAUCGCAUGGAGAAGCCGCCAUGUUGUUCACUCGAGAUCUAUAUGCUCAUGCGUGAGUGCUGGAGUUAUCAACCGAACGAACGACCGAACUUUACCGAAUUAGUCGAAGACCUCGAUCGCAUUCUGACAAUCACAGCGAACGAGGAAUACCUUGACUUGGGCCUGCCGCCAUUGGACACGCCGCCAUCUUCGCAGGAAUCAAGCGGCGACGAUUGCGACGGCAGCUAUUAUUGAAUUCCGCGGCGUACACGUGCGGAAUCAGGAAUUUAAUCUGCUAGUCAUGCGGCAUUCGUGUGUAAAUACAGUAUACCACAGAUACACAACAAGAUGGCAGCCGCGCAGAGCGAGAUAUGUGUUGUAACAAAAAUGAUGUGCAUUAACUCAGUAUUAUGUGUGACACCAAAAAAAAAUACUAAAACAAACAUUUAUCGGCAUUAAAAUGAAAAUAUUCGUAUUUUAGUCGGAUAGUAUUUAGAUAUUUGUAGUGUUUAUUAAGUUUUUCUCUUCUUUUUGUGUUGAAUUUGUUUAUACUGCAUCAGUGUACCCAGUUCGCCCGGCGCUAAAACACAAUGUACAUAUUUAUUUAAAUGGAAAAUGGCAUUUAGCAGAGGAGGGUAGUGCUAGUGGUGGGCGCCCUCGAUGUGCAAUUUCAAAGUACAAACGUUUAAUUGCACGUCGGUUUUUAUUUUCCCAAUGUACCUAUAUGGGUACUAUUCGCUUUUAUGUGCAUGCAUGACUUUACAUUAUUAUAUUUUAUUAUUACGACGGCGUUUGUUGUUUAAUAAUAACCGUAAUCGUUUUACUCCGA